AUGAGCUUGACUGCUUCUCGCUUGAUUCAGCUCGAAUGGCAGCAACGACUCGCAGCAUCAAUGGGAUCACACGCAAAUAGUCAAGCCUCGCCAAUAUCAGAUCGACAAUCAGCUCAGAUCUCCCCAACCGACGAACUCCAAGUCGAAACGCCUUGCGAGGUCGAGCACAAAUUCUUGAACGAAGAUAGUGUCACACUCGACUACUUGGCAGAGCUCGAUGAGUUCACGCUCGUCGCUCCUGCUGGCAUAUCGCUCGUACCCAUCAGCGCGCCCAAUGGAGGAAGAAUGGAUUCAGGGCAAGCUCGGCAAUCCCGCACUUCGCUCAGACUGGGUCAUCGUCGCCGCAGCAGCGCAGUGAUCAUCAAGUCUGUCCUUGUCAAGCUCAAGAACAGGCUCAGUUCGAGACCGACAUCCUCGUCGCAUCUCUCAAUGCCGGUGCCUGACGAAGAGCUUGGCUCACCGGCAGGGCCAACUCUCACUUCUAGAUUGAGCUCGCAGGGGAUCUUGCGUCACUCGAGAUCAUUUUCGCAACCUGUCUUCUCCGCGCGGGAGGCAGGCACGGUCAAAUUCGAGAUGCACAGUCACAAGCAUCGCUCGCUCAACUCGAUAAUCCCCAUCGACGGUGGACCCGGCGCAGCACCACUGUCGGUAUCGACGCGCUAUUCGAUGCCAGACUACCUCUCUGUAGCACCGUCUAUGCUUCUUGAGGGAUCACAUGCGCAUAUCGAGCAUCUUCAUCCACCAGAAAGGCACUCUUCGCUGCCCAUCUCGGUUGCAAGACGCGUCAGUCACGCAACACUCACAAAAGGUCUCAAGCGUGCGCCGAGUCAGCCAAUGAUCUCAAAGCCUCUGCGUAAAGCGUCGCAAGUGGACUUGGCUCCCAAGCAUCCAGAACUCGAUCUGUCGAUCUCGCCUGGCGCUCAAGGCGGCUGCGGCAAAACACUGCCAACGCGCCCUCUCGUCCGCGGAAGAGAUCCUGCAUUUCCAGUCAACCGCCCCACCAUCACAAAGAGACGUCGACUAUCUGGCCUGCCUACGUCAGCACGACCAUUUGCUGUUCAGCCGGUCCCGUCGGACAACGUGUUCGAUCACUACGGCAUCGGCGAGACCGAAGAGGCGAGAGAAGAGCUAUGUAUUCGCCAUCACCGCGAUUUUGAACUGCGCGCCAAGCCGGCUGCAGGCGACCUGGCAUCCAGACGAGAUGGCCCGCUACCUGCGCUAAAUCUGGGUACCUUGCCGGGCGCGCUGGGCUCAGACACGGCGCAGGCAGCUAUGAGCGGCUCUGGCAGCUCGUCUAAAGUCCUUGAGCUCAUGGGCGACGGCCCGGCAACGCCUAGCGAAAUAGACGAGGCUAGCCAUGCCAAUUUCUGGUCGGGCAGGAAGGCUAGUCAUGCAAAGAGCGCAAGAGAUGGCUCACCUUCAGCCUCGCGAAGGACCUCGCGAGCACAGAGCGGAAGUCUACGCCCGCUGGAAGCCAAUUCGCCUUCCAAUGGAGACCGGCGAACGUCUGCGUUCCCGCAUCUGCAUAUGUCGCCUAAACGGCGCAAGCCAUCCGACAACACAGCGAUGCCAGGCGGGCCUGUGGACAGUCUGAGAAAGUCAAUGGACGAUGGCACAUCACCUCGAGCAAGCUUCAGCGCGUCAAUGCCUCCGAAGACUGCGCCCGAUGCCAUCAAACCGUUUGCAGCCUCACCGACGGACAGCUCGAAACUGGCCAGGCCUGCUUUCAGCCUUCGCACCGAAUCCUCGGACAAGAUAGCCACCUUUCGUGCGCUCAAGGUGCAGCAUGCGACACAACAAGCGCAUGGCAUGCCCUUGGGUGCACCAUUAUAUAGCCCGGGCGAUACAUCUGCGCCGCUUCCGGGCGACCUUUCGCCUCGCGCGAUGGAUGACUCGUGGCUUGGUCGCACCCCGGGUCAGCGAUCCCUAUCGAUUGCUUCGAUCUUGUCAGAAAGCGAGGCUAGCCUGGGUACUGCUUCGCCUAAUAGUCAGCAGCGCGUCAGCAACUAUCCUGCCGAAACGCCCAGUGCUGGCGAGAUGAAAGACAUCGUGCCAUUCCUUUAUCCCGAGCCAGAAGAGCUGUCACCCACCGAGUUGUCACGCUCGCGACACGCAUCUAUAUCACAGCAAGCGAUCAAACGCCCCAGUCUUAUGCGCAAUGGCAAAUCGUCCUCGAGACUCAACAUUGAGCCCCUUGACUUGUCAGGCGCAGGCGCAAAAGCUCACAAGCGAGGACUGCUCGCCAUGCUGCGACGCAAGAGCAGUGCAAAAGACGCCCUCCAUGACUCUUUCCGAACGGCCGGCGGCUCCUUCUCAUCCAUCACUUCUGGUAUCGCUCCAGAAGAUCAAUCUAGACGCAAUUCGCCGCCUAAGCUCGUGCCAAGAACGCAAGAGCUGCGGAGCAAGCGGAAAUCAGGCAAAGAGAGGCAAGACAGUCUUUCGGUUCCACCAAACAAUGGCAUGUCGCUGGAUACAAAUCUCUCGUCAAUGGAUGGCAUCAUCAAUUUUGAUGCGACCCCACGCUCAGCGUCCCGCGACAUGGAUGGCAUCCCGCCUUCACGUACAGGCUCAUUUCUCGAUAAACCUUAUCCUCCUGGCCGACGAAGGCCUUCAACAGCCCCUUCAUUGCCCGCGCCCAGCGAGGGCGCUGCUGUCUUCACCUUAGCCGAUACCCGUUCCCGCAAAGCGCCUGCUCUAGCGGGCGAUGGCAUCUGGCAAGCUGGCUAUGGAACGACUUUUGGGGGUAUCGUAGGCAAGGACACACCAUCCACGCAAACGCGCAGACCGUCAUACGUCUCUUCGGAUGGCAAUGGCGCAACCGAUAUUCGGCGAGGCUCGACAUCGACCAUGACGAGCGUAUCGGGCGUUGGCGGUGUAGAUUUGGCGAGCAAGCCAGGUAACUUCGUGCCUGGUGCCGCAUGGACUGCACCAGAGAGCUGGGCAGUCAAGGGCGACCUUGUGCCUGAUGCGGAUUCCACUGAUUCUGACGAGAUUGGCGACGAUGACGGCGAGGGCGAAGAAAAGCAGGACAAAGACCAGCCCGGGGAUCUGGACGCAUCCGUUAUCAGCUUGCCUGCAGCUUCACGCAUUGCCACAAGGCGAGGCAGCGCAAUCAGUCUCAGAGGACAGUCCAGCGGUCGUGUUGAUGGAUCGACCAAGCGACCUAGCACCGGAACGAGCACAGUUUUCCGCAUGCCGAAUUUCACGAUACGCGUCUACAAGGCUGAUCAGGUGCACGCGACGAUCUCUGCGCCCGUCAGCACGACCGCACACGAAUUACAAACAAUGAUAGCCCGACGUCCAGGCUUCGUCACGCUCAAGGGAGCCAGCUACAAGAUCUUUAUUCGCGAGCAUGGCCUAGAGCGAGUCAUGGCUGGUACUGAACGGCCUUUGCUGCUUCAAAGGCGCAGACUGGAGCAGGCAGGCUACGCGGACAUCGAUCGGCCUGAGGAUCUAGGACGCGAGGAUCAUAGCUACCUUUGCAAAUUCUCUUUUAAGGCAGAGACAGCUUUCACGUUCGAAGCUGCUGAAGAGACGUGGGAAGGCUUUCAGUAUAUCGAUCUGCAAGCACGCAGUCUCUCGACCGUGCCAAUCUUCCUUUACCGGCAUGCGCAUGAGAUCGUCAGCCUCAAUCUGUCCAGGAAUCCUAAGAUCGAUUUGCCUGCCGACUUUGUCCAGCUAUGCACGAACCUGCGCGAGCUGAGACUGUCGAACCUGACGAUCAAGAAGCUGCCGCAGAGUAUCAGAGAAUGCCCUAGCUUGACUCGACUAGAUGCGUCUAACAAUCGCAUCGUCGAACUUGAUCAUAUCCAGUUGGACGAGGUGACUGAGCUGACGUCGCUCAAGUUCCACAAUAAUCGCUUGUGGUCGCUACCGGCCUAUUUCAGCAAGAUAACUGGGCUCAAAUAUCUCAACAUUUCCAACAACAAGUUUGACACAUUUCCACCCGUUAUCGCAUCUCUCGUCUCACUCGUAGACUUGGACGUCUCCUUCAAUCUUUUGACGGAGUUGCCAGAGAGCAUGGCAGAUCUGCUGCAGCUGCAGCGCCUGAUUAUAAGCGGCAAUGCCAUCGCACGCUUACCGGCAUCGUUUGCAAAGCUUGUCGAAUUGCGCGAGUUAGACUGUCGACGGAACAUACUCGAGGAUCUGUCCGUGUUGGCUGGCAUGCCAAAACUCGAGACUCUGCGAUGUGAGCACAAUCAGAUCACAUCCCUCAGCUUGGACUCGCCCGCAAUGCUUGCGUUGGAAGCUGCCCAUAAUGCCAUUACGAAGAUUGCGCUCGUCCAGAUGGCUUCCAGCCUUACUUCUAUCAAUCUGUCGCAUGCCAAGCUGACGAGUCUGGACGACAUAUUCUUCCGGGAGCUGAAGUCGCUCACUGCGCUCGUCCUCGAUAACAACCAACUCAAGACCUUGUCAGAGUCAUUGACUGAACUCGAGCGACUUGCAAGCUUCUCUUGCCGCAACAAUCUGCUCGAGGCAUUGCCUGAGUCUAUUGGCAAUCUAGUGCAUUUGACGCAUCUCGACGUAUCGCGCAAUGAUCUGUCAGCGCUGCCCUCAUCCAUCUGGCUAUGCCCUGAGAUUGUCUCGCUGACUGCGUGCUCCAAUCUAUUGACGACCCUGCCGGAUGUACCAUCGCCAGUCGAAGCAGAGGGCGAACGGAAGCAAAGUGUCGCCGCGGGCGGCCGAGAAAAGCCCCCUAUGGCACUCUCGCUGCAGAAGCUGUAUCUUGCCGACAAUCAGCUUCCUGACGGAACCUUGGCGGCAGUUGCUACCAUCUCCGAGCUGCGCGUGCUCAACUUAUCCUUCAACGAGAUCUAUGAGCUGAAGCGAGGAAGUCUGUCCAAGCUGAAACUCCUCGAAGAACUCUAUCUUAGCGGCAACGAACUCACGACACUCCCAGAAGAAGAUUUUGCCCGUUUGACUGAUUUGCGCAUCCUCUUCCUCAACGGCAACAAGCUACAAACGUUACCGGCCGAGCUUGGAGAGAUUACGCGUCUUGAGGCGCUCGACGUAGGUAAUAACAUGCUGAAGUACAACAUCGCCAAUUGGAGCUAUGAUUGGAAUUGGAAUUGGAAUCUCGAGCUUCGGUAUCUCAAUUUAUCAGGCAAUCAACGCCUGGAGAUCAAGCCAGCAGACGUACGGGCGAUGCAAGCGCAAGACGGGCUGUCUGCAGCCAAGAGACGCAAUCUCAGCAACUUCAACGCACUCCGCAAGCUGCGCAUCCUCGGUCUGAUUGACGUGACGCUUACCAUACCGGUCAUUCCUGACGACACUGAAGAUCGGCGCGUGCGAACGUCGUUAUCAGAGAUCAAUCAGAUGGCAUAUGGCAUCGCUGAUACCCUUGGCAAAGCGCAUAGUCUUGGUAUGGCCGAUCUCGUCGUCCCACGUUUCCGAGGAAAGGAAGACGAGGCGCUCUUCGGUCUUUUCGAUGGGAGAGUGCACACAAACACCGGUGGUUGUCGCCUGGCCAAAUAUCUGCAAGACUGCUUCGCUGCGUCAAUGUCCUUCGAACUCAAUAAGCUUCGCGAGGGCGAGUCAGUGGAAGAGGCAAUGCGGAGGACCUUUCUUAAUAUCAAUCGGGACUAUGGCAACAUUUUGCAGCCGCUCUUUGAUAUCAAGCGCAAAGAGUCUGGCGACAAUGCCGGCGAUCGCGCACUUGCCGUCGGAACCAGCGCAGCGGACGUUCGCAGUGGUGCAUCGGCAGUCGUGGCCUACAUCAGCAAAAAGCAGCUUGUCGUGGCUAAUGUCGGUGACGCGCUAGCUGUGAUAUCUGGUCGAUCAGGAUCAGCGCGAGUCUUGUCCGCCCACCACACGCCGAUGGACCCGGCAGAAACAGCGAAUAUCCGCGCCGCAGAAGGCUGGGUCUCUCCUAAGGGACUCGUCAACGAUGAAGUCGAAGUGUCGCGAUCUUUUGGCUGCUUCCAUGUCUUCCCAGCGAUCAGCGUUCGUCCUGCUGUUUUCACUGUCGACCUUGCAGACACCGACGACUUUGUCAUUCUUGCCAAUCGUGGUCUUUGGGACUAUAUGUCUUAUCAAGGCGCAGUGGAUGUUGCUCGUAGCGAGCGGGCAGAUCCGAUGCUGGCUGCCCAGAAGCUCCGAGAUCUUGCGAUUGGCUAUGGAUCGAAUCAAAACAUCAUGGUCAUGGUAGUGUCGGUCGGCGAUCUCUUCAAGCAGAAGAAGCCACUGUCGCGCGGCAUUGGUGGCGCACAAGCUGCCGGUGAUGACGAUUAUCAGACUGAGCGCAGACGUCGAGGCUUUGGCAACGCGCCAGGCGAGCGCUACCUGACUUUGCUUGAUCGUGAGGUGCCACCACCUGUGGGAACGCUCGCCUUGGUCUUCACCGAUAUCGUCAAUUCGACGUCGCUCUGGGAGACGAAUCCGGGUAUGCAGAUGGCCAUGCGCAUGCACAAUCAGCUCUUGCGUCGUCAGCUGCGCGCUAUCGGAGGCUACGAAGUCAAGACGGAAGGCGAUGCAUUCAUGGUCUCUUUUCCGACUAUAUCAGCCGCCAUGCUGUGGUGCUUCACCGUCCAGCUCGAGCUUUUGCGAGAAGACUGGCCAACAUCAAUUUUGAAUAGUGAGGAUGGCAAGGAGGUGCUUGGCGCCAACGGAGAGAUGCUCUACCGCGGUCUAUCGGUUCGCAUGGGCAUUCACUGGGGUCAGCCGGUAUGCGAGGCAGAUCCCAUCACCCGUCGCAUGGACUACUUUGGCCCUAUGGUGAAUCGAUCCGCUCGUAUCGGCGCCGUCGCCGAUGGCGGUCAGAUUGUCGCGUCCGCAGAUGCUAUCGAGCUCAUCAAAGCGAUGAUCGAUCCCUCAGAUCUCAUUGACGCGCGUAAUGGGUCCGAAGAAGAUGGAGACUGGCAAUCAAAUCUUGACGAGAAGUCUCAGCGCGACAUUCUUGCCAUCCGAAAGAUGGGCUUCGGCAUUACCGAGCUUGGCGAUCGCCGUCUCAAAGGCCUAGAGACGCCCGAAUUCUUGUCCCUGAUCUAUCCCAAGGAGCUUGCGAAUCGAAUCAAAAGUGUCAGUGCUGGCCAGCUUGGUGCGAGCAGCAAACCUGCCGAGAUCUAUGAUCCUAUUCCACAAAUCAUCGACGUCAAUCAUGUUCGCCAACUUGCUUUUAUCUGCUUGCGCCUCGAAGCACUGUCGGCAGGCAAUGCGCCCGAGGCACAGACGGCUUUCAUGAGCCUGCCUGUUGGCGCCUCGCCUCUCGUCGGCGUCAAUAGCCGCGAUCAUUUCCACUACAAGACCCGAGUCCACCCUCACUUGUUGACGUAUCCGACACGAGCAGAUGCAACAGACGAGGAACUUCUUGCCGUUGUCGAAUCGUUGCUUGUCCGAAUCGAAAAUGUCCUGGCGACCUACACGUUACGGCAAUUGGGACCCUAUGCCGACGUGCUCAGCGUCCUGUCGGAGCUCACGCGGCAGGAUCCGAAGUAUGUCUUGCACGCUUUGUCACUCUUUGCACAGACUGCAUGA
Molecule: messenger RNA, 7473 nt
Organism: Mixia osmundae IAM 14324
Lineage: Eukaryota; Fungi; Basidiomycota; Mixiomycetes; Mixiales; Mixiaceae
Exons: 8
Coding region: 1-7473 (2490 amino acids)
Biological process (GO): intracellular signal transduction; cyclic nucleotide biosynthetic process
Molecular function (GO): protein binding
Source: RefSeq, a predicted model, not a curated record